Molecule: messenger RNA, 684 nt
Organism: Paralichthys olivaceus (Japanese flounder)
Lineage: Eukaryota; Metazoa; Chordata; Actinopteri; Pleuronectiformes; Paralichthyidae
Source: RefSeq, a predicted model, not a curated record
UUUAACCCUCCACAAAAGGAAGGAGGACCUUUCCUAUCGGUGCAGCCGAGGUGAGGUGAGCGAGCCCCGGGUCCACUCUGUCCACACCACCCGUGCGUAAAAGGUGGAGGACUCCGAGCGCAGCGAAGGUGUGACGGAUGUAAGGAGCAGGAGCAGAAUUGGCCCCACGGUGCAGCUCGGAUAAUAAGUUCCUGUGAUGGAGUGGCGUGAGCAGUCCACUGUCAGCUGCGACGAAGCCUACUCUGAGGCGCAGAGAUGGGUUGAGGCAGUUACCAAGAAAACAUUUGGGAGCAACGACUUCCGAUCAGCACUGGAGAAUGGCGUUCUGCUGUGUGAUCUGAUCAACAAGAUCAGGCCCGGUGUCGUCAAGAGGGUUAACAGGCUGCCCACGCCGAUUGCUGGACUGGACAACCUCAACGUCUUCCUCAGGGCCUGCGGCAAGCUCGGACUAAAAGAGGCGCAGCUCUUUCACCCCGGAGAUCUUCAGGACUUAUCCACAAGGGUGACAGUCAAGGAUCAAGAGACCAACCGGAGGCUGAAAAAUGUGUUGAUCACCAUUUUCUGGCUCGGCAGAAGAGCUCAGUGCGACAGAUUCUACGAUGGACCUCACCUGAACUUCAAGGCGUUUGAGGGAUUAUUAGGCACAGCUCUCUACAAGGUAAACUUCCCCGAGAGGGCGUUUAA